This is a messenger RNA of Prorocentrum cordatum, 1053 nucleotides long. The record is from the annotation of a GenBank genome assembly. Lineage: Eukaryota; Dinophyceae; Prorocentrales; Prorocentraceae.
CAGAAGCGCCGCGGCCAGAAGUGCGCCGGCCCCCUCGAGACCUGGUUGGCCCUCGUCACCCGGUGGCCCCUGGUGGUCGCCUUCGCUGGGGUCGCGGUGACAGUCGGCCUCAGCUUCCUCGGGUGGCGCGCCAGCAACUACACCGUGGACGUGGACUGGGACGUGGCCAGCUACAUGCAGACGGAUUCCGACGUCGCCUUCAUGAGUCAGGCUGUGGACUACGCGGUGGAGGCGCAGAAGGCGACGCUCGAGAACGACGCCGAGACCCGGCGGCUCGAGUCCGGGAUGCUCAUCUCCGCCCAGGCAGUGGAAUGGUGGUCCCUUGCCUUCUACUACACGGCGACUGGCGACAACGUCUUCACGCCCGCGGCCCUUGCAGAGAUCCAAGGCUUCGAGCAGGCCGUGCAGCAGUUCCCGGGAUACAGCGACUACUGCUUCAAGGGGGGCGGCGUGGACUGCAGGCACCCAGAGUCCGUCGUCAACAUGUUCCACCCCAGCGUCUCCCCGGCGGCCGAGGACGGGUAUGCGUUCGUGAGCUACGACGGUCUCGGGAACUUGGCUGACAUCAACUCUACUUUGCGCGCGAUGAUGCAGCAGGGGGUGUACUGGUGGGUCGACGCUGACUUCGAUGCAAGACACCUCAAGAGCAAGAGCACGCGCUCACUGUUCAGGGGCGGCGUACCGCUUGAACCACAAGUUAUCACAGGGUCGCUAGUAGAGGUCGACGAAGACAAUAAGAAGCAUGCGUCCUGGCUGAGACAGCUCUUUGACAAACACCUCAUCAGCGCGAACGACAAGUUCCAGCAUAUCACAGUCACGUGGCACGAGCCAUCGCAUUUGUCUUCCCACGAGGUGAUUGCACGGUGGCGGAUAUUGCUUCAUGAUGUCAGCUGGGCUCUGGGGUCGUUUAUUUUUGUGGCUGUGUUUCUCGUCAUCCAGACAAGGAGUCUUAUCCUCGCUAUGAUGGCGAUAUCCAGCAUUUGCAUCAGCUUUACCACGGCAUUCUACUUCUACGCAGUGGUCGCAGGCUUCCCGAGGAUGUAUCUUGUGAAU